Messenger RNA from Aegilops tauschii subsp. strangulata, 1221 nucleotides. Its product is annotated as putative F-box protein At4g21240. Gene Ontology annotation, molecular function: protein binding. The record is from RefSeq and is a predicted model, not a curated record. NCBI's taxonomy places the organism in Eukaryota, Viridiplantae, Streptophyta, Magnoliopsida, Poales, Poaceae.
AUGGCGAUGCCGCUUUAUCCACCAAAGCCGCGGCGAUCCAGCGCUCCUCCUCCGGUCGUCGCCACCAGCAACGACGGCGUGCUGCCCCUGGACCUUCUCUACGACAUCCUGUUGCGCCUCCCCGCCGAGACGCUCUGCCGCUUCCGUGCUGUUUGCAGGUCAUGGCGGUCCCUGCUCAGCCACCCGGACUUCAUCGCCGCUGCCCGUAACCCUGGCCCGCUCAUCGUUGUAGCCAUAAAAGAUUACUUAUCAAGAAACGAGGUCACCGUCCUCGACAUGGAGUCCGGCGACGCCGUCACGCGAGUAAACAUCGCCAGCAACGACCUUACAUACGGCGAGGCGCACGCCAUGAGUCACGACCGUGUGGUAUGUAUCCUCGACCCACAGGAUCGGCUCCGCCUGCUCGAUCCCGCCAACGGCGACGUCUUCCUCUUGCCCGACCAUGCGUCGUCGCAGGAGCACAUAUUAAUCUGGUCCACAGUCGGGCGCGCGGCCUCCACGGGAGAGCAAAAGGUGCUCGCCAUCACCGCAUCCACAUCAGCUACACACGAGCCGUUUGUCUGCAAGAUCCUCGCCCUCGGCCUCAGUGACGGUUGCUGGAGAGUUACAGGGAGUCCUCCUUUGAUGCUGACUGGAGGCGUCACUGUCAUCAAUGGGGUCGCCUACUUUCUGUCGACCUAUGAGUACCACCAGAUCAUGGCGUACCACCAGAUCAUGGCGUUCGACUUCAACAAGGAGGCGUGGCGGUCGAAGUCGGAUUCCCUCCAAGGCCCCGCAAACUGCAUCAUCAGCUUGGCCGAGUUGGACGGCCAUCUCGUCGCAUGCCACGACGAUCGCAUCGGCUCCAUUGAACUAUGGUUCCUCAUGGACUCGGACCGGUCUCUCUGGUUCAAACGGUACAUCAUCAACAUGCCAUGCCACCAAACCGUCCAGACCCACCAGCCAGAGAUGUGCUAUACCUAUGAGGCCUUCGAGGAGCCAUUAGCAUUGCUGGAUGACGGGAGGAUUGUGAUGUGGAUGCGGGUGCUCCGGCAGGGGUGCAGCGUUUACGAAGUGGUAUUGCGGAUCUACAACCCAAGAACCAAGACAUUCAAGGAUGGGACAGUGGUGCCCAAUUGCAACCAUAUGAGACUGUUCACGUGGAAUUUGUUGCAUACCGGGCAGAGAGGUGUGUUAGACGACGCAGCAAAGCGUCUGCUAAUUGGUAGACGGCAUCACUGA